GAAACUACCAUCGUGACGUAUAAUCUAGUGGACAGGACGCGUCUUCAACAACAACAACAGCUAGUCAUCCACCUCCGUAGCUUGCUAGCUAACAGCUGAAACACUACAUUUCUUGAGCCACUGUCGGUGUAUAUUAGCCACUGUGUUUGAAACACAAGUCUGUCGUAUUGCCGAAUUUAAUUUCAUUUUACGCUGCUAGUAGUCAGCUAGCUGACUGGUUAAAUCAGAAGUAGCACCUGGCUAAUCAUUAAUGCUAACCAGCUAACGUUAGCUAACUAACAUCCCGACCAUGAGUUCACUAAGCUACUCUCCUGAUAAAGAAGAGGUGGUCUGCUGGACGGAGAAAGAAGCUCUCAUGAAAGAGGAGGAGGCUGUCACAGUUAAACAAGAAGUAGAGGAUGAGGCUGUUACAGUUAAAGAAGAAGAGAAAGACGUUACAGUGAAAGAAGAGGAUGUUACUGUAAAAGAAGAAGAAGAAGCUUUCAGAGUGAAGGAGGAGCAGCAGGCUGCAGUGUUUGGAGUGAAAGAGGAGGAGGGAGAGUUGACGGUCACAGUGGAAGAAGUGUUUGGAGUUAAGGAAGAAGGGGAGAUUACUGUCACAUUGGAUGAGGAAGAGGGAGAAUUAGAGAAGACUGGAAAUCUGAUUAACACCAGAGAGAGACCAGACUCUCACUCUGACAGCGGGAAGAGUCCUUCAGGGGAACCAGACCCAGAGACGCCCAAACCAGCAAGACCGCAUCACUGCUCCCACUGUGGAAAGAGUUUUACCUGGUUAGGGUACCUAAAACAGCAUGAGAGAACACACACAGGAGAAAAGCCUUUCCAAUGUUCCCAGUGUGAAAAGAGUUUUACCGUGUUAGUUAACCUGAAAAGGCAUGAGAAACUACACUCUGGAGAAAAGCCAUUCCAAUGUUCCCAGUGUGGAAAAAGUUUUACCCGGUUAGGACACUUAAAAGAGCAUGAGAGGACACACACAGGAGAAAAGCCUUACCACUGCCCCCAAUGUGAAAAGAGAUUUUCACGAUCAGGGGAUCUAAAAAGUCAUGAGAGGACACACACAGGAGAAAAGCCUUACCAAUGUUCUCAGUGUGAGAAGAGUUUCACCCAGGUAGGGAACCUGAAAAUACAUAACAGAAUACACUCUGGAGAGAAGCCUUACCACUGCUCCCAAUGUGGAAAGAGUUUUACCUGGUUAGGGAGUCUGAAUUCGCACGAGUGGACACACAGAGGAGAGAUGCCUUACCACUGCUCCCAAUGUGAAAAGCGUUUUAGCCAGUUGGAGCACCUGAAAUCACAUGAAAGAACACAUUCAGGAGAGAAGCCUUUCCACUGCUCUCAUUGUGGAAAAACAUUUUCCCAGUCAGAGGACCUGAAAUCCCAUGAGAGAAUAGAGAGGCUGUGUUCUGACUUAUGUUUUUGACUGGAAAUGUGUGUGUUUUGAAAUCAUAUUGUUUAUAUGAAACCAAAAUAGGCCUACUCUUGUUUUUUUUUCAUUCUGAGACAUGAUCGAUAAAAAAUAUCUCUUAAGUCUGGGUAGGCUGGGUGGGAGGUAACCCAAUGGGUAUGUCUGGGUAGCCUUUUGACCUUUUAUUAAAACAGGUUUGGCUUCAUUGGUGGAUAGAUGAUUGUAGAUGCAAGGAUGGUUUUCCUAGGUUAUCGAAAGGAAACUAAAACGGUGUCAAACAAGGCAUAUCUACAUGGGCAUUACAUGAAAUGCACUUCAACAAAGUUCCAAAUCUCAUAUAUAUACAUACAUACACACAAUAUGAAUCAACACUUGGUAAAGUUUCUAGCAGUAAACGGGAUUUGAAUAUUAUGUAGAACUCUUAAUCAGAGGUGCUAAAAACAAAACUAAAGAGUUACACUAUAUGACCAAAAGUAUGUGGACACCUGUUGUCAAACAUCUCAUUCCAAAAUCAUGGGCUUUAAUAUGGAGUUGGACCCCCCCCCCCCCCCCCCCUU
Oncorhynchus mykiss (rainbow trout) is the source of this 1962-nucleotide messenger RNA. Lineage: Eukaryota; Metazoa; Chordata; Actinopteri; Salmoniformes; Salmonidae. The record is from RefSeq and is a predicted model, not a curated record.